CAGUGCGUGAUAUCCCUCCGCAUGGGAGAAACGCGCGGUCCUUUCCCUCCCGACAACACAGGAUGCAAACGGGCGGCGGUGAAACUGCCAGACGUUUACAGAGCUCCACGGCCGUGACCAGUUUCCGCAACAUCUGAGUAAAACACAUCGAGCCAGCACCGGGGAAGUCGCCCUCCCUCUGUCAACCACCGAACCCGCCCCGUGGCCGGCACCGCCUGAGUUCAGUACAAGAAAUAUAAUCCGCUGUGGGUGCUGCGCGGCAACUGAACCUGUCCGACUGAAGCGAGCAGCAGCCGUGGCACAGAAUGGAGCUCAUCACUAUUUUGGAAAAAACAGUUUCUCCAGAUCGGAAUGAACUGGAGGCGGCACAGAAGUUUCUGGAGCAAGCGGCGAUAGAGAACCUGCCCACGUUCCUGGUGGAGCUGUCCAAAGUGUUGGCGAACCCGGGAAACACGCAGGUGGCUCGGGUGGCUGCGGGUCUCCAGGUGAAGAAUUCCCUGACCUCCAAAGACCCCGACGUCAAGACACAGUACCAGCAGAGAUGGCUGGCCAUCGACGUCAGCGCUCGCCGCGAAAUCAAGAACUAUGUUCUACAGACUCUGGGCACGGAGACGUACCGGCCCAGCUCGGCCUCGCAGUGCGUCGCCGGCAUCGCCUGCGCAGAGAUCCCCGUCAACCAGUGGCCGGAGCUCAUCCCACAGCUGGUGGCCAACGUCACCGACCCCUCCAGCACCGAGCACAUGAAGGAGUCCACGCUGGAGGCCAUCGGCUACAUCUGCCAGGACAUCGACCCGGAGCAGCUGCAGGAGAACGCCAACCAGAUCCUGACGGCCAUCAUCCAGGGCAUGAGGAAGGAAGAGCCGAGCAACAAUGUGAAGCUGGCCGCCACCAACGCCCUGCUCAACUCGCUGGAGUUCACCAAAGCCAACUUCGACAAGGAGACGGAGAGACACUUCAUCAUGCAGGUGGUGUGUGAAGCCACGCAAUGUCCCGACACCAGAGUGCGCGUGGCAGCCCUACAGAACCUGGUGAAGAUCAUGUCUCUAUAUUAUCAGUACAUGGAGACCUACAUGGGACCUGCUCUGUUUGCGAUCACCAUCGAGGCGAUGAAGAGCGACAUCGAUGAGGUGGCGCUGCAGGGCAUCGAGUUCUGGUCCAACGUCUGUGAUGAGGAGAUGGACCUGGCCAUCGAGGCCUCGGAGGCCUCGGAGCAGGGCCGCCCUCCGGAGCACACCAGUAAAUUCUACGCCAAAGGAGCGCUGCAGUACCUGGUCCCCAUCCUGACCCAGACCCUGACCAAGCAGGACGAGAACGACGACGACGAUGACUGGAACCCCUGCAAGGCUGCGGGCGUGUGUCUGAUGCUGCUGGCGACCUGCUGCGAGGACGACGUGGUCCCGCACGUCCUGCCCUUCAUCAAAGAGAACAUCAAACACCCGGACUGGCGCUACCGCGACGCCUCCGUCAUGGCCUUCGGCUCCAUCCUGGAGGGCCCGGACCUGAACCAGCUCAAGCCUCUGGUUAUUCAGGGGAUGCCCACUAUGAUCGAGCUGAUGAAGGACCCCAGCGUGGUGGUGAGGGAUACCACGGCGUGGACGGUGGGGCGGAUCUGUGAGCUGCUACCCGAAGCCGCCAUCAACGAGGUGUACCUGGCCCCCCUGCUGCAGUGUCUGAUCGAGGGCCUGGGGGCGGAGCCGAGGGUGGCCUCCAACGUCUGCUGGGCUUUCUCGUCUCUGGCCGAGGCGGCGUACGAAGCCACGGACGCUGCAGAGGACCAGGAGGAGCCCAGCACCUACUGCCUGUCCUCGUCCUUUGAGAUCAUCGUCCAGAAGCUCCUGGAGACCACGGACAGACCCGACGGUCACCAGAACAACCUGCGCUCGGCGGCCUAUGAGGCUCUGAUGGAGAUCGUCAAGAACAGCGCCAAAGACUGUUAUCCUGCGGUCCAGAAGACCACGCUAGUCAUCAUGGAGAGGCUGCAGCAGGUCCUGCAGAUGGAGUCCCACAUCCAGAGCACCUCAGACAGGAUCCAGUUCAACGACCUGCAGUCGCUGCUCUGUGCCACUCUACAGAAUGUUCUCCGGAAGGUUCAGCACCAGGACGCCCUGCAGAUCUCCGACGUGGUCAUGGCGUCUCUGCUCAGGAUGUUCCAGAGCACGGCCGGCUCCGGCGGCGUGCAGGAGGAUGCUCUGAUGGCCGUGUCCACGCUGGUCGAAGUUCUGGGCAGCGAUUUCCAGAAAUACAUGGAUGCCUUCAAGCCGUUCCUGGGUAUCGGACUGAAGAACUACGCCGAGUAUCAGGUGUGUCUGGCUGCAGUGGGUCUGGUGUGCGACCUGUGCAGAGCUCUGACGUCCAACAUCCUGCCUUACUGUGACGAGAUCAUGCAGCUGCUGCUGGAGAACCUGGGGAACGAGAACGUCCACCGGUCAGUGAAGCCUCAGAUCCUCUCCGCCUUCGGUGAUAUCGCUCUGGCCAUCGGAGGAGAGUUUAAGAAGUACCUGGACAUCGUCCUGGACACCCUGCAGCAGGCCUCCCAGGCCCAGGUGGACAAGACGGACUACGACAUGGUGGACUACCUGAACGAGCUGAGGGAGGGCUGCCUGGAGGCCUACACCGGGAUCAUCCAGGGCCUGAAGGGCGACCAGGAGAACGUCCAUCCUGAUGUGAUGCUGGUCCAGCCUCGGGUGGAGUUCAUCCUCUCCUUCAUCCACCACAUCGCCGAGGAUGAAGAUCACUCUGACGGCGUGGUGGCCAACGCCGCGGGGCUCAUCGGUGACCUGUGCACGGCCUUCGGUAAAGAUGUGAUGAAGCUGGUGGAGGUUCGUCCUCUAAUCAACGACCUGCUGACGGAGGGCCGACGCUCCAAGACCACCAAGACUAAGACGCUGGCCACCUGGGCCACCAAGGAGCUCCGCAAGCUCAAGAGCCAGGCCUGAUGUUGGCGGCGGACCGGAGAGACGACGUGAACUUGAGGACCUGCGGCCCGUCUGGAUGAAGUCUUCUGUGUGUGUGGCGGCGUUGCGGAAGCAGAAGAAGUGCGAUGAGUGUCUGUGUGAGCGCGAGAUGAUGAUGACAUCACACCACCUUCAGUUCCAGCAGGCAACGACCCCCCUUCUCCUCUUCCUCCCGGACGGCCUGUGGACUGGACUCUGACCCCUCCCAUUACAGAAACGAGCCCCUCCCCCUCCUCCUGUCGCCGUGCAGCUGGGCCCCUCCUACGACAUCAUGACGACGUCACCGAUCCGCCCCCACACCCGGGGUGGCGGGGGGAGGAGGGGCUGAAAACACGACGAGAACCUAACGGACUUUUUGAGGAAUCAGAUGAACGAGUGACUUUGUGGAUUUCUUCUUCUUCUUCUGUGGAAAACUUCAGAUUUUUGUUGCUCUUGUUUUUCUUCUUCUGAGCACUAAAAAUGACGAUGGAGGACCGCCUCCACCCAGCUCCGCGAUGGAUGCCUCCACCGCUCCAUCCCCGGCGUUCUCCUCCACCAACAGCAGCGCUGACCCCCACCCCCCACCCCACCCCCGAGUGAAACCUGAGUGCCAAAUGGAAGCGUUGGUCCGAAGGAGCAGAAGCUGGAGCCGCCGCCAUGGCGGCGAGCCGCCUCCGUUUUAUUUCCCCGCUGCGUCGGUUUGGGAUCGGGUCACUCACCAUUUUGCUUGUUUAAAGAUAGAAAAUUGAAGACAUUUGUAUAAGGUUCUAUUUUUUCAUUGGUAUGAUGCAAAUAAAGUUAAAAUGAGAAACUUUUCCCGAGCAGUUCUUCCUGGACGCCGUCGUUCUGGACUCUGAUUGGAAGCUGGACUCUGACCGCCUCCCACCACAAACCGCCAUCUUUUUUUUCUAGCUCUUGUUUGGCCGCUGGGUUUGUUGGCUGGUGUGACAUCACAAAGCUGAGCACGCUCAGUGCGGCCUGACCGGGUCAGGUGACCCCGGAGACUCCAUGACUGAAUCAUUUAAAGCCAAUCUGCUUUUAUUUGGUUUAUUUUAACUCUAGUGAACUAAUAAAGUUUAUAUUGUAUGAAGCA
Molecule: messenger RNA, 4026 nt
Organism: Melanotaenia boesemani (Boeseman's rainbowfish)
Lineage: Eukaryota; Metazoa; Chordata; Actinopteri; Atheriniformes; Melanotaeniidae
Gene: kpnb1
Product: karyopherin (importin) beta 1
Exons: 22
Coding region: 306-2936 (876 amino acids)
Biological process (GO): protein import into nucleus
Cellular component (GO): nucleus; cytoplasm
Molecular function (GO): small GTPase binding; nuclear import signal receptor activity
Source: RefSeq, a predicted model, not a curated record